GUGGAUUAAGCUGAGUGUGAGAACAAAAACAUUUAAAACAAGAAGUAAAGGCAUGUGUGCUUGAGCUUGUGGAGUAGAGCAAGAAGGUGAACAGGAAGGUUGUGGUAACUGGAAGACUCUCUCAUGAUGGCUUCCCAGCUGGUCUCCAUUCUCUUGAUCCUCCUUCCUGUUUCUAUUUGCUCUCCUCCUCCAUUUCAUGGCAUGGAAUCAGAAGCUAAUCGAUCAUCCAUCCGGUUCCUGGUAGUUGGUGACUGGGGUGGUUUGCCUAAUGCACCUUUUGUCACGCCUGUUGAGUGGGCUACAGCACGGGAAAUGGGCCGAACUGCUGAGCACCUUGGCGCUGAUUUUGUUUUAGCACUUGGAGAUAACUUUUAUUACAGAGGUGUGAAGAGUGUGGAUGAUCCUAGAUUUCAGGAGACUUUUGAGAAUGUCUACACUGCUAAAUCUCUAAAUAUUCCAUGGUAUGUUGUUGCUGGCAACCAUGACCAUGCAGGAAAUGUUCGUGCCCAGAUCCAGUACAGCAAAAUGUCCCAACGAUGGAAUUUCCCAUAUUAUUACUACGAACUGAACUUCAACAUCCCACACACUGCUGGCAUUCUGCAGGUGCUAAUGUUGGACACGGUGCUUCUUUGUGGAAACACUGAUGACUUCCAGGAUGGAAAGCCAAGUGGCCCAGCAAGCAGUGUGUUGGCUAACCGGCAACUACUGUGGCUGCAGGAACGUCUGCAGCGCUCCACAGCUGACUUCCUCCUUGUGGCUGGUCAUUAUCCUGUCUGGUCCGUGUCCAAACAUGGGCCCACUGACUGUCUGCUGAGAAGGCUUCACCCCUUGCUGGUGAAGUACAAAGUCACAGCUUACCUGUGUGGACAUGAUCACAACCUUCAGUACUUCAAGGAGUCCAGUGUUGGUUAUGUCGUGAGUGGUGCAGGAAACUUCAUUGACCCAGACAUGCGGCAUCGAAACUCUGUUCCUCGAGACACUCUGAAGUUCUUCACAGGAAAGUCCUCUACACUUGGUGGCUUUGCUCAUAUGGAGGUUACUGACAAAAAACUAAUUGUGACCUUCAUCCAAGCGAGAGGAACUUCACUAUUUCGUGCUGUGUUGCCUAAACGCAGUUUGUAACAAUGUUUUUAAAUAUUUUAGUGCAAGCUUGUAACUGAAACCAAUCUUGUAAUUUUACGUUUUUAAAGCUUUGACGGUGUUUUUGUUUGUAUUGUGUAUAAAAUUAAAUGUGUUGCUUUUAAAUGCAAUUAAAUGA
Molecule: messenger RNA, 1258 nt
Organism: Tachysurus vachellii
Lineage: Eukaryota; Metazoa; Chordata; Actinopteri; Siluriformes; Bagridae
Gene: acp5a
Product: acid phosphatase 5a, tartrate resistant
Exons: 6
Coding region: 124-1122 (332 amino acids)
Biological process (GO): bone resorption
Molecular function (GO): ferrous iron binding; acid phosphatase activity; ferric iron binding
Source: RefSeq, a predicted model, not a curated record